CAAUUCAUCGUCAUGGACCUCCUCUUCCUAGAGAAAGUUCUCAUCUCUCUUUUCUUCACCAUCAUCUUUGCUAUCUUAGUCUCUAAACUUCGUGGCAAGCGCUUUAAACUCCCCCCUGGCCCCCUUCCCAUCCCUGUUUUCGGCAACUGGCUCCAAGUCGGCGAUGACUUGAACCACCGCAACCUGACAGACUUAGCCAAGAAGUUCGGUGACAUCUUCUUGCUCCGGAUGGGACAACGUAACCUCGUGGUUGUCUCUUCCCCAGAGCUAGCCAAAGAAGUUUUGCACACCCAAGGAGUUGAGUUCGGUUCCAGGACAAGGAAUGUCGUGUUUGAUAUCUUCACGGGGAAAGGACAGGACAUGGUUUUCACCGUGUACGGUGAGCACUGGCGCAAGAUGAGAAGGAUCAUGACCGUCCCUUUCUUCACCAACAAGGUCGUGCAACAGUACAGACAUGGAUGGGAAGCCGAGGUUGCCAGUGUGGUUGAAGACGUGAAGAAGAACCCAGAAGCGGCCACCAAUGGGAUUGUUUUAAGGAGGAGAUUGCAGCUCAUGAUGUACAAUAACAUGUAUAGGAUCAUGUUUGAUAGGAGGUUUGAAAGUGAGGAUGAUCCUUUGUUUGUUAAGCUCAAGGCUUUGAAUGGAGAAAGGAGCAGAUUAGCACAAAGCUUUGAGUACAACUAUGGUGAUUUUAUCCCCAUUUUGAGGCCAUUCUUGAGAGGGUAUUUGAAGUUAUGCAAGGAAGUGAAGGAAAUGAGAUUGCAGCUUUUCAGGGACCAUUUCCUUGAGGAGAGGAAGAAGCUUGCAAGCACAAAAAGAACUGACAACAAUGCUUUGAAAUGUGCCAUUGAUCACAUUCUUGAUGCUCAACAGAAGGGAGAAAUCAAUGAAGACAAUGUUCUUUACAUUGUUGAGAAUAUCAAUGUUGCUGCUAUUGAAACAACCUUAUGGUCAAUUGAAUGGGGCAUUGCUGAGCUUGUGAACCAUCCAGAGAUCCAGCAGAAACUCCGCAACGAAAUCGACACCGUACUAGGACCCGGUGUGCAGGUUACCGAACCCGACACCCAUAAGCUUCCAUAUCUGCAGGCAGUGAUCAAGGAGACACUCAGGCUCCGAAUGGCCAUCCCUCUACUAGUCCCACACAUGAACCUCCAUGAUGCAAAGCUUGGUGGGUAUGACAUCCCUGCAGAGAGUAAGAUCCUUGUGAAUGCAUGGUGGUUAGCCAACAACCCGGCUCACUGGAAGAACCCAGAAGAGUUCCGGCCCGAAAGGUUUUUCGAGGAGGAAUCGAAGGUAGAAGCAAAUGGGAAUGACUUCAGGUAUCUUCCAUUUGGUGUUGGAAGGAGGAGCUGUCCAGGGAUUAUUUUGGCACUGCCAAUCCUAGGGAUCACAUUGGGACGUUUGGUGCAGAAUUUUGAGCUAUUGCCUCCAAAGGGGCAGUCUAAGCUUGAUACAUCGGAGAAAGGUGGACAGUUCAGUCUGCAUAUUCUGAAGCAUUCAACCAUUGUUGCAAAGCCAAGGAUGAUUUGAUUUAACAAGUCUUUCGAAAAUAUGAACUUGCAUUUAGCUUUGUUGGGUAUUAAUUUGUAAGAUCCAUGCAUGCACGCAUUGUUUGAUAAAAUCAAUCUCUUCAUAAAGCUUUUAUGUGUUGAUAUUUUAGUUUUCAUGGUGUGGAAACACAGACCCGAUCAUGGUCAAAUAUGUUUUGGAGAUGAGCAUCAAUUGGUUCAGUUCUAUAAUUUGAUUACUAA
Gossypium arboreum is the source of this 1751-nucleotide messenger RNA. Its product is annotated as trans-cinnamate 4-monooxygenase-like. Gene Ontology annotation, molecular function: iron ion binding; trans-cinnamate 4-monooxygenase activity; heme binding. The record is from RefSeq and is marked provisional. Gene Ontology annotation, biological process: lignin metabolic process. NCBI's taxonomy places the organism in Eukaryota, Viridiplantae, Streptophyta, Magnoliopsida, Malvales, Malvaceae.